Molecule: messenger RNA, 1146 nt
Organism: Saxophila tyrrhenica
Lineage: Eukaryota; Fungi; Ascomycota; Dothideomycetes; Mycosphaerellales; Extremaceae
Gene: RPN9
Product: 26S proteasome regulatory subunit
Exons: 2
Coding region: 1-1146 (381 amino acids)
Biological process (GO): ubiquitin-dependent protein catabolic process
Cellular component (GO): nucleus; cytosol; proteasome regulatory particle, lid subcomplex
Molecular function (GO): structural molecule activity
Source: RefSeq, a predicted model, not a curated record
AUGGACAACGAGAAGAUCUCCAACUUCCUCACCGAGCAGCGCGAUGCCGCGCCCGACGAUCUUCAGCACUACUUCCUCACCUUUGAAGACUACUGGGAGCGGAAGUUAUGGCACGAACUCACGGAUAUCCUCGUGACGUACUACGGCGAAGAGCAGAGCGCGGAGCAGAGAAUACCCAUCUACAACAACUUCAUCAAGACCUUUGCGGACAAAAUAAAUCAGCUGAAGCUGGUCCAGAUCGGCCUAGGCACGGCGGAGCAGUACAAAGACGACAACGAGCGCCUCACCUUCCUCACCACCCUCGCCUCCCGCGUCGACAAGCCCGCCUCCCAAGACGCCUACGUCUUCGCCCUCACCUACGUCGCCUCCGUCCGCCUACGCCUCGGCCAAACCCCCGAAGCCCGCAAAGACCUCGACAAAUGUGAGGCCGUGCUCGACACCUUCGACAGCGUCGAGACCGUCGUGCACGCCUCCUUCUACCGCAUCAGCGCCGACUACUACCAGUCCCAGCAGGAAUUCGCCAACUACUACCGCACCACUCUGCUCUACCUCGCCUGCGUCGACCUCGACGACCUCUCGCAAACCGACCGGCAGCGCGUCGCGCACGACCUCGCCAUCGCCGCGCUGGUCUCGGAUACCAUCUACAACUUCGGCGAGCUCCUGCUGCACCCGAUCCUCGACAGCCUGACCGAUACCCCGCACGCCUGGCUCCGCGAGCUGCUGUUCGCGUUCAACCGCGGCGAUCUCCAAGCCUACAAUAUCCUGCAAGCGCACAGCGAAGCCAACGAGCUGCUGCAGCAGAACCAACAAUUCCUCUACCAGAAAAUCUCCCUCUCCGCCCUGACGCAGCUCGUCUUCUCCCGCGCCCCGCAGGACCGCGCGAUGACGUUCUCCACCAUCUCGGAAGAGACGAAAGUGCAAUUGGAUGAAAUCGAGCACCUGAUCAUGAAGGCAUUGAGUCUGGGACUGUUGCGCGGGAGUAUCGACCAAGUGGACGAGGUGGCGCGGAUUUCCUGGGUGCAGCCGAAGGUGCUGGAUCGGAGUGGGAUCGAGGGGAUGAAGACGCGGUUGCGGGAGUGGAGUGGUGGGGUGGAGAAGUUGGGGAACUGGAUCGAGGGGGUGGGGAAGGAUGUUUGGGCGGCGUAG